AGCCCCGCCUCCAGAAGGCUGCCCUCUCCGAAGCCGGAGGAGCAUUUCUCACGAGUCACUGGUCUUUUCCCAAAGAACAGACCGAGGGAACCCGACGGAGCUGUUGUUGUUUUGCUGUCGCUGCCAACCGCUGCAAACGCCGGUGUUACCGCUGCAGACAUGGCCUCCGAUGGCAUGGAUGAACGAUCCCCUCUGUUGUCAGCACCAAACUCUGGGAAUGUCACACCCACGGCACCACCGUACCUGCAGGACACCAGUCCAAGAGCUGAGCUACCUCCUCCGUACACGGCCAUCGCCAGUCCGGACGCCGGGGGAGUGCCUGUGAUAAACUGCCGCGUGUGCCAGUCUCUCAUCAACUUGGACGGCAAGCUCCACCAGCAUGUGGUCAAAUGCACCGUCUGCAACGAGGCCACGCCUAUCAAAAACCCGCCGGCCGGUAAGAAGUAUGUGCGCUGUCCGUGCAACUGCCUUUUAAUCUGCAAAGACACGUCUCGGAGGAUAGGAUGCCCAAGGCCCAACUGCAGACGCAUCAUCAACCUGAGCCCAGUGAUGGUCAUUCCUGAGGAACAGCCCAGUCAGCCGGCCCUGCCCGUCCAGCCCGAGGGUAUGCGUGUGGUGUGUGGGCACUGCGGCAACACAUUCCUCUGGAUGGAACUGCGGUUUAACACACUGGCCAAGUGCCCACACUGCAAAAAAAUAUCCUCCGUGGGCAGCGCUCUCCCGCGAAGGCGCUGCUGCGCCUACAUCACCGUGGGAAUGAUCUGCAUCUUCAUCGGGGUCGGGCUGACUGUGGGGACCCAGGACUUCGCUAGCCGCUAUCAUGCCACGUACGUGUCCUGGGCUUUGGCGUACCUGCUGGGCCUGAUAUGCCUGGUGCGGGCGUGCUACUGGGGAGCCAUUAAAGUGAGCUAUCCAGAGAACAGCUUUGCGUAGGCCUGUGCCCGCUGAAUAAAGAGCCCGUCUACUGUUUGUUUCGUUUGGACGCAGCCAGUUCCCGGCCAGCCAUCCCUUGUCCUCGAGAACCCAGAUCUAGUCCAGGUAAUAUGGAGUUCACCCCUCAAAUCCUGCAAUCGGCCACCUGUGUUAUCGCAAAUGAUUCAUUUUAUUUAUUUUAUUCUUUCGAAUGUCUGAUUGGACCUACAAGGAAAAGUUACACGUAUUUUAAUGAAGUUGCUUGGUCUUAAUAAAUGUGAUGUAUCUGAACACCUUAUUGGAUAUUUGGGCUAUUCAGGACCAAUGUUGGCCACCACUGGUUGGGCACUGUACAUGUUUAAUUACUGAACUUGCUACCAACUAGACCAAAUGAGGUUACCUUUUAAGAAAUACUGCCCAUUGCACUACAUUUUUAUGCAAUUAUUCUGUUGUGUUGCUGCUAGAUUAUCCAGCCAUUGACAGCUGGGAUGCCGUAUUUCAUGUGUCAGAAUCCUGCCUGUACACAACGUCUAUUUAUGUUUUUUUUUUUUUUUCAUAUACUGAACAAAUUUACAUUUGAAAUAAAUCGUUGUUAAAUCCGUCUGUGCCAUUAUCAACAAAGUUGCCGUGUAAGUAUGUGUUGACAAAAUGCCUUUCAAAAAAAAUUUGGCUGUUCUGGUGUUUUGAAGUUACGCUUGCAUUCAGUUUGAGCAAUAAACAUUUUGUUUGUCACUUUCCUUAUGCACUGUAUAUUUUCUCUUAAAUGGCCUUCUCAUUAGCCGAUUGAAAGCGAAAUGUAACGACAGACUCAUGCAUGCUUUCCAUUUUCACUGCGCUCUUUUGUCCAGUCAGCCUCAGCAGGCCAAGCAUUCAGCUUCACACUCUGUUGUGGCUUGUGCGUAAAUCCUUCCUGCUUACAGCCUGUUGCCUGGAUUGGCUAACUUUGAUAGCAUUACCAUAGUUGAGCAUUCUGUUGAGAAAAUGGGCACAGCUAAUCUCGUUCUGAAUGUGAGGAAACAGAAACCCUUUGUACAGAAUGAAUUCAGCGAGCUGAAAUGGUAGCUUGAGUUCGAAUACGGCUUGGAUCUUUUUAAGGAUAAUUUAUCAAUAAAACCGUAAAACAUU
Molecule: messenger RNA, 2037 nt
Organism: Anguilla rostrata (American eel)
Lineage: Eukaryota; Metazoa; Chordata; Actinopteri; Anguilliformes; Anguillidae
Gene: pip4p2
Product: phosphatidylinositol-4,5-bisphosphate 4-phosphatase 2
Exons: 7
Coding region: 160-933 (257 amino acids)
Biological process (GO): phosphatidylinositol dephosphorylation
Cellular component (GO): lysosomal membrane; plasma membrane; phagocytic vesicle membrane
Molecular function (GO): phosphatidylinositol-4,5-bisphosphate 4-phosphatase activity
Source: RefSeq, a predicted model, not a curated record